Closterium sp. NIES-67 is the source of this 963-nucleotide messenger RNA. The record is from the annotation of a GenBank genome assembly. NCBI's taxonomy places the organism in Eukaryota, Viridiplantae, Streptophyta, Zygnematophyceae, Desmidiales, Closteriaceae.
CCCCCUCUCCCUCCCUCCACGAACUCCGCACUAACCCUAAAUUCUCCUCUCCGUCUUUCUCACUCCUUUCCCGCGUAGUCUGUUCCCUUCUCUCCUCCCCACACGUCACAAUGGUGAAGUACGCGAGGGAACCCGCCAACGCUACAAAGUCAUGCAAGGCGCGAGGUUCAUACUUCCGCGUCCACUUUAAGAACACGCGCGAGACAGCGCAGGCCAUCAAGCACAUGGACCUCACCAAGGCCAAGCGCUUCCUGGAGGACGUCAUCGCGCACAAGCAGGCCGUGCCCUUCCGCCGCUUCUGCGGGGGUGUCGGCCGCACCGCGCAGGUGAAGCUGGUGCACACCAACGGCCAAGGCCGGUGGCCCGCCAAGUCGGCGCGGUUCCUGCUGGACCUGCUCAAGAACGCCGAGAGCAACGCCGAGGUGAAGGGUCUCGACGUGGACUCGCUUCACGUCAGCCACAUCCAGGUCAACCGCGCGCCCAAGCAGCGCCGCCGCACGUACCGCGCGCACGGUCGCAUCAACCCCUACAUGUCGUCGCCGUCCCACAUCGAGCUGAUUCUGUCAGAGAAGGAGGCGGAGGUCAGGAAAGAGGCGGAGGAGGGUAGCCGCAAGACCAAGAAGCAGAGCAGGCUUGCCAACUGAAGGCUUGACUAGAUGUGGCCAGCAUCUGCUAUAGAGUGCCCAAAUUGCAUUGAUCGUGAAAGCUUGCUUAGGUCCUCUUGUAAAGGCAGUGUGCUUCAUUUCAUCUGGGCAACAUACAUAGUCCUCGUCCAACAAAGAACUACACACAAGAGGGUGGGUGGGCGGGGAAAUUGAACUAGAGAAAUUAGAAAUGAAGAACGUGGGUUAGGCCGAAUGGCCUCACGUCCCUCUUUUGUAGGCAAAAGAGGGUGAGUAGCGCUUCGACGCUACCUUUGCUGCGUUGGCCCUCGCUAUACUCUCACAAUAUUAUAAUUUUUAA